AUGUUAGGAAAUAAUCUCUCCAGUUGGUAUCACGAUGUUGAAGAACUUGAAACAGUUGAGGCUCCGCUUGUAGUAUGUGUCUGCGAAACUUCCAAGGCAUUAAAACUGUAUCAAAGAGUGCAACAUACUGCAUGCUUUAUAAUCAUAGAUCCCUUCUUGGAUCUAAACAAGUUGAAUAGCGAUGAAGUUGAGGUUCUGUUGCGAUUUCAAGAAGAAAAUGAUAUACUCUGGAACAAAAUAGACGGCUGCUUUUCAUCGACUUCAGUGGUGAACAGAAGUUUGAACGAGGUACUUUUUCCACUAGUGAGACUUAUGGAGAUGAACAACUGGCACUUAAACAUUGUCGGACAAGAUCAAACGGGGUUGCUGGCUGCUUUCAUCUGUACUAUGGUCUACUUUAAAAUGAAUGUUUCACAAAACAUGAAACUCACUGGAGUGGAUAAAAAUGAUAUUGACAUUCCGAUGGCAACUUCAUUUUGGAUGCAAUGGAACUCAUACAAGAAUUACUCUCCUAAAUCAAUGAAGAGAAGAAUCGACUGUGUAUGA
Messenger RNA from Komagataella phaffii GS115, 546 nucleotides. RefSeq lists its product as hypothetical. The transcript has a single exon. The record is from RefSeq and is a predicted model, not a curated record. NCBI's taxonomy places the organism in Eukaryota, Fungi, Ascomycota, Pichiomycetes, Pichiales, Pichiaceae. Bases 1 to 546 code for a protein of 181 amino acids.